GCAGAAUCGCGGAUGGUUGGCAGACCCUUCGUGCGGAUCCUGGGAGUAGCCACCAACCUGCUGGCGGCCUGGAUAUCGCGAGCGCCGCCGUGUCCUGCGGCGACUGCUUGUCCUUUUUCGCCGGCGUGCCCGUCGGUGUCGUGCCCCAACCUCUCGAGCGCCGACCACGACGUGUACGAGGAGCGGUACGGUCAGGGGAACCCAGAUAUAGUCGCCGUGGUCUUCAGCCCGACGCGCCAGGCGCUGCAGGGUGGGGACCCGCCCCUGCUGUGCAGGUUUGGGCGUGAGCCGAACGCGUGGGAGACGGUCGCUAGCCAGGACGCUCUCGUGCAGGUAGCUGACCAGCUGUACUUGGACCGCGAGCGCGCUGCUGGCAGGCCGCGCACACUCCCCGCUGGUGGCUCGUACCUGGAGUUCGAUUUCUCCGCAGCCGCCCCUGGACCAGGCGUUCCUGGCGCAGGCCCCGCCGCUCUCGCGCCCGCGACGGGUGCCGCCGCCCGAGCAGCGCCUGCCGGGCCUCUGGUGAGCGCGGCCGGGGCCGGCGCCGUCGCCACCCCUGCUGCAGGACCCCUGGCGGUCGCCUCCGUGCCGGCUACAGGCGCCCCAGCGGGCGCCGCCGGCGCAGCGCCGCCGGCUGCGGCAGGGGUGGUUGGGCCGCCCGCUGGGCUGGCCCCAGUGUGGGUGCUCAUCGAGAGCACGGGCAGUGGCAGUCGUGGCGAUGUUGUCCAGCUCAACGGGACCGAUCGGAUCGAAGGUGACAUCGGCCUCCUGAAGCUGAACGCAGGCUGGGCUGCCAUCCGUCGGAUCUCGAUGGACCCAUCGGUGUACAGACGCGCGGAGAGCGGGACGGACAUCAGGCUGGUGGACGUACCACCUCGACCCGACGGCUCCAGGCAGCGACUGGAUUGUCGUGAGGCUGUGCCGAUGAUGGUGGAGUGUCCCAUCCCGUGGUGGCCGCUCGACGGUCCUCGGACCAUGCUCUGGCGCGCGCAAUUCAUCGACAAGAGGCGGAACGGCCCCGUGGAGCACCACAACAGCUUCUCGGCCUUCUAUCAUCUCACGAUGGAGGACUACGGGGUCGGUCAUUAUGAGAUCUUAAUGAAGAUGAUCAAACAUCUCGGGUGCUGGGAUCAGUUGAAUAUUCCCGACUUGGUCGGGGCUGAGCUGGCCACUCGCCAGGCACAGCUGCACGGGCACAUCUACUCCAUGGAGUUCGUGGCGCAGCAGUCGAAGGGCUCCAAGGACGGCGACGAGGACGACGGCAAGAAGAGGGGCCGAGGUCGGGGAGGAGGGCUCCACCGAUUCGGCAUCGUGGACGAGGCGGCGGCGUGCACAGGGGCGGUCAAGGAGGAUGGCCGUUCCAUGAUAUGCCCGCUGCUGCUGGAGCAGGUCUCCGAACAGGUGGAGCGCGACGCAGGGAACCUGAAGCAGAUCAGGGGGCGCCCGUGGGCCUCGCGGGCGCAGCUGAUCUACCUGUACAUGAGGUCAGUGCGCAGGCGCCUUGAGAAGCGGUCGCACGUUCACGGCAUGGUCGAGGAGAUGACCGACGCGCUGAACGACCUGUGGGGCUGCCCGCCCGUGGCGCGCCGUCAAGCGCCCGCUGGCAUGCCGGUGCCUGCCGCUGGCCACGCCCUCGUCCUCUCGGAGCUCCGACAAGCCGCUGUGAGGUUUGGCCCGUGCCCAGAGGGCUUGGACGGUCCAGGAGCCCUCGAGGAGCUCCGGAUAUCUCAAUCAUACGAGGGUGACGCCACGUUGGUUGCCCCGGUGAGUUUCGACCUCGUCGACUCCAUCUCCCUGCCUCCGGCCGGCAGCCAGCCCGCCGCCCUGGAGGCUAUCGACGAGAUGGCAGGCCAGAACAUCGCUCGCCGGCUGAAAGAGUUACUCUUGCCCCAACAGCUGGGGAUGGAGCGCAUCAAGGAAGUGGGUCCGAGACGGCUCUACGCGGACCCUGCCCUUCGCAACCCGCGCCUCUAUAGAAUGGUGGCGCGGCGGCUUAUGAGCGCCGGGCUGGUGGACUUCAGCAGCUCGGCGGAGUGUUACGUUGGCAUGUUUUUCGUACGCAAGAAGAACGGGUCGCUGCGGAUGAUCCUCGACGGGAGGCACGCCUCGCUCAGGUUUGCGCCCGCAGACCCCGUGGAGCUGGCGACGGGCUCGGCGUUCGCCCAGAUCUCGGUCGACGGCGACGAGCCCAUCAGCAUCGGGGGGGUCGACAUCUGCGACGCGUUCUACCAGGUCGAGCUCCCACAGUGGCUGCGCCACUACUUCGGGCUGCCCAAGGUGAGGGCUGGCGACCUCGGGCUGGUGAACCUGUCCGACGGCACGCCCGUGAGACCCUCGGCCUGGGUGGUACCGUGCUUUCGGUGCCCGCCGAUGGGCUGGAGCAUCAGCCUAUGGAUAUGCCAGAGCCUGAACGAGGCGGUGACCGCCCGUGCGCUUCCUGGCCAUUUUGGCCGUCGACUUGUGGACCGUCGGCCUGCGCCUGACCUGCAGCAGGGAAUGGCGCACGCGGUCUACGUCGACAACUUCAUCGCCCUGUCCCACAGGCUGCGCGAGGUGCGUGAUGCAGCUACUGCAGUGCAGGGGGAGCUGACUGCUUCAGACCUUCCCUCGCACCCCGUGGAGGCAUCAGUCGGCGGGGACACGCUGGGCUGGCACUUUGACGAGGACAAGCCCGUGAUCGGCCUCAGCGUUCGACUACGCUGGCGGCUCCGCCUCGGCAUCGGCGAGCUGCUGGAGCGAGGCUGGUGCAGCGGUCACACCAUGAUGAAGGUGGUAUCGCACUUCACUUCGAGGGCGCUAAUUCGUCGAGAGCUGCUGAGCUGCCUAGGGGCCGUGUACGGCUUCAUGGGCGACGGCGGCCGCGAGAGGCGGCGGCUGACGCCGGCAGUAAGACGGGAGCUGGCUUGGUGCCGCGCACUGCUGCCUUUGUGUUUUCGAGACGCCGGGCGGCCCUUGUCGCCUGUCGUUUCCUGUGUGGACGCCUCGUGGUGGGGCGCUGGUGUGACAGAGAAGACCAUCACCUCAGACCAAGCUCGUCGUUUGUCUAUCUUCAACGAGCGAUGGAGGUUCAGUCGGGAUGGCGAGCAACAGGUUGCCCCUCGCGACAAGGCCCUAGCCUCGGAGAGCAAGCAAGCUCAGCGUAUCACCUCGUCAUGCUUCAAGCAAGCCUCGUCGGAGCCCUACCGCGAUCCAGCAGUCGUAGCAGCAGCCAUGGAGCAGCAGGUCCCGUUCCGAGUCGAGCCGAAGCCGAAUCAGGGGGAGGAAAUCACGUUCGAGGAGGUGCCCGAGGAGGCCGUGCGGAUCAAGACAUCGAAGCUCGACGCGUCCUGCCCGCCCGCCCAGGCGCUGGGCCUCGGGGAGGAUGACGGCGGCAAUGCUGGUGUCGGUCCUCGACGGCAGGGCGGCCCCUGCCGCGCCGGCGAUGCGGGCUCGCAGGUGGCUGACUGCGGCUGCAAGUGCUGCGGGCGCUCGCCAGCUGCAGGGCAGGGCUUGACCCUCCUGGAGGAGUUCUUGGACGGGGGCAAGGGCAGCGCCGAGUGGAUGCUGAUGGCGGCUUUGGCCUUCGUGCGCCCGACCCUCGGGCAGCCGCAGGGGCGUCAGCUGCGGGCAGCACGGGCUGCCAAGACCUGGUCAUGCCUGGCGCCGCCGCGGCCGCGGCUGACGCUCUCACGGCCGGUGGUGUGCCUCCUCGUGGUGACGCUGUGCUGCGGGGGCCUGGAGGAGUACGCUUGGCCCACCGCGCCCACGGUCGACCUGUGCCCGAGGCCGCGCGAGGCGCUGGAUUUCGUGCAGUCGCAGCUCAUCCCGCCCUGGCUCACCGCUGCCGAGGCGCUGCACCAGUGGUGCAUGGUCCUCCAGCCGUCCGACAUGCAGACCCCGUCCAUGACAGACGUGCUCGACGAGACCCUGCGGGCGGGCCUCGCCCGCUCCCCGCGGGUGCCGCGGCCCGAGCAGGAGCCGCACCACCAGGCGCCCGGUGGUCACCGCCCUUUGCCGGUGGCCCAGGCGCAGUGGAGCGGCCACGUCAAGGCCGUCUUGGCCGGGCUCGGCCUGCAGGUCUGGAGCUACCUGAUGCACGGGCACAACGGCGCAAGCCACGAGCUGUUCGCGGCGGCGCGGCCCCUGCGGGACAUCCACAUGCGCGCCAGGUGGUCGACCGACGCCGCGCCUCAGUGCUACGCCGAGGGGAGGCAGGUGCAGGAGCAUCUCCGCGGGCCGCCGCGCGCCCUGCCGCUAAGUGCCGAGCAGCUGGACAUCCGCCACGACGCCGACAGCGACCUCCUCCUCAGGCGGAUCAGGCAGCAGGUUCGAGGCUGGGUGCGGAGUCGGCUCAUCGUCGCGAUCUGGAUUGCGACGCCCUGCCAGUCCAUGAGCCGCGCCCGCAACCGCCCCAACGGGCCACCACCCUUGCGGACGGCUUUGUUUCCGCUGGGGCUGCCCGGCCUGUCGCCAGGAGAUCAGCUCAAG
This is a messenger RNA of Prorocentrum cordatum, 4467 nucleotides long. Lineage: Eukaryota; Dinophyceae; Prorocentrales; Prorocentraceae. The record is from the annotation of a GenBank genome assembly.